Molecule: messenger RNA, 3007 nt
Organism: Crotalus tigris (Tiger rattlesnake)
Lineage: Eukaryota; Metazoa; Chordata; Lepidosauria; Squamata; Viperidae
Gene: CSK
Product: C-terminal Src kinase
Exons: 13
Coding region: 365-1804 (479 amino acids)
Biological process (GO): adherens junction organization; protein phosphorylation; regulation of Fc receptor mediated stimulatory signaling pathway
Molecular function (GO): protein binding; ATP binding; protein tyrosine kinase activity
Source: RefSeq, a predicted model, not a curated record
UCGUAUGUUUUAGCCGCCAGUCCCCUGAUCAUCUUGGUUGCUCUUCUCUGCACUCUGCACGGCUUUGAAGCCGCAAUGCGCGUCUUGCAGCAGCCAGAUCCUGUAAAUGUGUCACGGAGGCCGAGGCUGGGAUCUGCUGGGCUGAGAUUCUUGGCGGCCUUUAAUGCAGCUUCACUUUCCUUGCUGCAGGCGGCUUGGCUUCCUGCAGAUCUCCCUCUCUCUAUGCUUCUCUUCCUCUCUCCCCCCCCCUGAUUUUUCUCUAAGAACCGCAGGAGGGGAGACCAUGUAUGCUGGCUCUCCGGCUGUGUGAUGGUGGGCUGCUUGCCGGUGUGCGCGUUUGGUCUCUCCUGGUUACGUAAGCAAGAUGCAUCUUUGCCUCUGCUCCAGUCUUGUCACAUGGUACCAAGUGACGUGUCCUUGUGAAAUCCAGUCGCCGGAAGCCCCGGAGAAGAUGUCAGGAAUGCAGGCUGUCUGGCCUUCCGGCACCGAAUGCAUCGCCAAAUAUAAUUUCCACGGCACAGCUGAUCAAGAUCUCCCCUUCAGCAAAGGAGACGUCCUCACCAUCAUCUCGGUCACCAAGGACCCCAACUGGUACAAAGCAAAGAACAAAGUGGGCCGUGAGGGCAUCAUCCCAGCCAACUACGUUCAGAAACGCGAAGGGAUGAAACCUGGAAUCAAGCUUAGCCUGAUGCCCUGGUUUCACGGGAAGAUUACGCGUGAACAAGCUGAGCGGCUGCUGUACCCUCCGGAGACGGGCCUGUUCCUGGUGCGAGAGAGCACCAACUACCCGGGCGAUUAUACCCUCUGCGUCAGUUGCGAAGGCAAAGUGGAGCAUUACCGCAUCAUCUACUCCUCCAGCAAGCUCAGCAUUGACGAAGAGGUCUACUUCGAGAACCUCAUGCAACUCGUGGAGCACUACACCUCGGACGCUGACGGGCUCUGCACUCGACUGAUGAAGCCGAAGGUGAUGGAGGGCACCGUGGCGGCGCAAGACGAAUUCUCACGGAGCGGAUGGUCCCUCAACAUGAAAGACCUGAAGCUGCUACAGACCAUUGGGAAGGGAGAGUUUGGAGAUGUGAUGCUGGGCGAUUACCACGGGAACAAGGUUGCAGUGAAGUGCAUCAAACAUGACGCAACCGCACAAGCCUUCUUAGCUGAAGCGUCGGUGAUGACACAGCUCCGGCAUAGCAAUUUGGUCCAGAUGUUGGGGGUGAUCGUGGAGGAGAAAGGGGGCCUCUACAUUGUCACAGAAUUUAUGGCAAAGGGAAGUCUAGUCGAUUAUCUUCGCUCUCGAGGAAGGUCUGUGCUGGGAGGCGAAUGCUUGCUGAAAUUUUCCUUAGAUGUCUGCGAAGCCAUGGCGUACUUGGAAGCCAACAAUUUCGUUCACCGGGACUUGGCAGCGAGGAACGUGUUGGUCUCGGAGGACAACAUUGCCAAAGUCAGUGACUUUGGACUGACAAAGGAAGCUUCCUCCACCCAGGACACCGGCAAACUCCCGGUGAAAUGGACAGCACCAGAAGCACUUAGAGAAAAGAAAUUUUCAACCAAAUCAGACGUAUGGAGUUUUGGAAUUCUUCUCUGGGAAAUCUAUUCCUUUGGGCGAGUGCCUUAUCCGAGAAUUCCUCUGAAGGACGUGGUCCCUCGUGUGGAAAAGGGGUACAAGAUGGACUCUCCAGAUGGCUGCCCCCAGAUUGUCUACGAGGUGAUGAAAAAAUGCUGGACUUUGGAUCCCGUCCACCGGCCGUCCUUCCACCAAUUACGGGAACAGCUAGAGCAUAUCAAAGCCAACGAGCUCUACCUGUGAAGCCGACUGGAGGGCGGGGCUUCUCUUUGGACACACCCUCCCUGCCUUCUCCCCGGGGCACAGACCUCAGGGGUGAGGCUGGGUGAAGAAACCUCCCCCCCCCCACACACACCCGAGCGAAGCAGGUUGUUUGUUUUUUCCAGGAAUCCAAAUUUCUCCACUGUACUUAGAGAAACGUACGGACGUUGGACCUCUCCCCAGAGGCCCGAUGGGUAGGUGGGGAGCAUGGUUCCCUUCUCCCAAGUCUCUUUCUCAGCUGAAUCACCCGAAGAUGCCCAUGUGGGAACGAACAUGGAGAUGCUCACUUCCCCUUCCUGUCCUUUAAAAAAAUCCGUUUCACUGCAAAGGGUCAAUCAUACCAUAUUUUAGUUGCACAUUCUUCAACGUCUUUGAGUCCUUCUUUCUUCUCGUGGAUUCCCCCCCUCCCUUUUCCUUUAAUUCAUGCCCACCUCCCUCCUUCCCCCCCCCAUACACCUUUUUCAGCCUCCCUCUGGAACCAAACACGUACAUGUUCUCGUUUCGUAGGGAAACCUAAGAAGGGCGGACCAUGCCAAAAAAACACAAACAAACAGAAAAACAAACAGUGGCAGGACAGCUAUUAAAGGCGCAAAUUUUCUUGGGGAAAGAGAGUGACUUUCUUAACUUUCUCAAAAAGACCCCCGAGUGCUGGAAUUCACAAUCCGGUGUCUUCUUCCUUCCGAAGACACCUUCCCCCCAAAAGAUAAUUGGUUUUCGUUCCUUUUUUUUUUUUUUUUUAAUUUUCAGGGUUUUUCUUUUUUUUUUUAAAGAAAAAACUAUUAACAAUUUCAAACUGCACCGGAAACCCGCUGUUGGGCUGGGUUUUAAACUCAAGUUACGAGUCUUAUUUUUUCAUGUAAUGAAUAAAAUGGGGUUUUUUUAAAAAAGAAGAAGAAGAAGAAGAAACAUCUGCGUGCACGGGGAACUCUGCCUUAUCUGAAUCGGGUCCUGACCAAACCGAGGCGGAGUUUUGUUCUCCGGAAAAGCAGAGCUACCCCAGCAAGGGGGAUUGGAUGGGUUUUGUUUAGUUCUUGCUUCAAACCGUGAUUGCAUGCUGCCUCCAGAAUCCUUUCCCAGUCAUGUCUUUAUGCUCAUAUUAUGCUGCCAACUGUGAGAUUAAGCUGCAUUAAAAGAAAAGGAAAAAAAACCAAACAAACCACUCAACACUCCAUAAUGAAGAUGUAA